Dendrobium catenatum is the source of this 3874-nucleotide messenger RNA. Its product is annotated as HEAT repeat-containing protein 6. The record is from RefSeq and is a predicted model, not a curated record. Lineage: Eukaryota; Viridiplantae; Streptophyta; Magnoliopsida; Asparagales; Orchidaceae.
UCCACACAGAAUAAUUUCUGGUUUUCUAGGGUUGGUCUGUUCCAAACUGAAAAUUUUCACGACAAUUCCAUUCAUAUACCCGGCAACGCCGCCGGACGGGAUUCAUACUACACGCCAUGGCGUCCUCGUCACCUGGCUUCCGGCUGUGGAGAACGGCCUUCCUCACUCUCCGGGACGAAACCCUAACCUCGCCCCCAGCGUCGGCUCUCCUAACCCUCCUUCGCCGCCUCUUCUUUUCAGAGACUCACGAUGCCCUCACCGUGGCUGCAGUAUCCCUCCCAACUUCGGAGGUCACUUCGGAUAUUACACUCCUAGUGGAAUUGGCAUCGACUACUACGCAGUGUGACGACGCAGUGGAACAUUUGAUGCAAAUAAUUCACCUUAUCCAUGAUGUUUGUUGCAGAGUUCGAUUGGAACUUAACUCAUUUUCUUGGACUGUGAUGCUCAAUUUUCUUGAACUUACAAUGGAAAAUGUAAUUGGCAGUGCUAAUAAGAAGAGCAAUUUGAGCAGCACUUUUAGAUUGAAAGCGAUGGCUGAGAUUUUGGAAAUUCUCAGGCUCAUUAUCAAGGUAUACGGGAGAAAUUGUUUGUUAUCAGAGACCAAUCAUUUGACAAGACUUCUUAUUUUCAUUAUCUCAAGCUUGCAUUCUGAGUUGCUUUCCUUGCACAAUGAAAAUGACGCCUGGUAUACUACUGAUAAUGGGUCUGCCAAGCCCAAAUGCAGCCGCUUACGUGAGACAGAAAUUAUGGCAUUGUCCCUUCUGGGUGAUGCUUUAUCUAAAAUUGGAGCUUCUAUGUCGGAAAGCUUAUGGAAUGCUGUGGUUGAGGUCUUGAGGAAAUUGAUGGAUUUCCUGGCCUCAAAAAAUGUAAUUGUUAGUGGUAUCAUGUCCAGAUUCUAUACUUCCCUAUUUCACUGUCUCCAUUUGAUUCUAUCGGAUCCAAAAGGUUCUUUAUCAGCACAUGUGGCAGGUUUUGUUACAACGUUGCAAUUGUUUUUAACAUAUGGUCUCCCUAGUAGAUCUUCUUCAGCAUCCACAGCUGUUGAAUCUAAAAACAAUGGGAUUAAUUCUGCAUACCAGACUUCUGAAAAUUUGGAAUCAUGGAAAAGUGAACGAGUUCCUUAUAGACCCCCUCAUCUACGAAGAAGAGAAGGAAAUAACAUGUGCUUACCAAGUGCCGAGAGCGCUUCUGAUUCUGAAUCUUCUAGGUUAAGUUUAUUUUCAUCAGAUUCAGAACAUAGUGAUAAUGAUGCAACUCCACUUGAUGGUGAUUGUUAUCGUAGCUCUAAAGCUAGAUUAGCUGCAAUUUUGUGCAUACAGGAUCUUUGUAUUGCCGAACCUAAGUCAAUUACUUCUCUCUGGACUCUUCUUUUGCCCGAAAACGAUGUUUUGCAACCCAGGAAGCAUCAGCAAACACUUAUGUCAUGUUUGCUUUUUGAUCCAAUAAUGAAGAUAAGGAUUACCUCAUCUUCAACUUUAGCUGCAAUGUUGGAUGGCCAUUCAGUUAUUUUUCUGCAAUUAGCAGAGCACAGAGAAUCCAUUAAAUGUGGGUCAUUUACAGCACUAUCCAGCUCACUUGGCCAAAUAUUGAUGCAGUUACACACAGGUGUUCUGUACCUGAUAAAGCGAGAAAGCCAUGAUGGAUUGCUGGUAUCCUUGUUCAAAGUCUUAAUACUUCUAUUAUCUGCUACACCGUAUGCUCGAAUGCCAGAAGACCUUUUGCCAAAUACAAUUUUUUCUGUGCAUGAUUGGAUAAAGAGCGACCUUGACUUUAAAUCUGAACACAUUGGCCUCCUGGCAACUGCUGUUAGUUGCUUGGGGGCAGCACUUUCUAAAUCACCUCCUUCACCACAUGUCUUGAAAAAACUUGACGAAGAUAUUUCAAGAGGUGCCGUAUCUCAACAUGGAAUGAGUGCACCGUUUCUUCUGAUUGAGCUUGCUGAACUGGGAAUACAUCCAGCUAUUACAUUUGAGUCCCUCCAGGCCUUGAAAGCCAUAUCACACAACUAUCCAAGCAUAAUGACUGGAUUCUGGGGUCAGAUUUCCGCAAUUGCUUAUGGCUUAUUGCAUUCGCCAGUUACUCCUGAUUUUUCCAGAUGCAAUGCUGGAUCAUGGAAGGAAUAUUCUGGUAAAACUUCGAGCCCUACUAGCGAAAGAUGCAUAGCUGCUGCUAUGAAGGUUAUUGAUGAGUGUCUUCGUGCAGCAUCUGGAUUCAAGGGAGCAGAUGAUCUUUUAGAGUUUAGACUAUUGGAUAUACAACUUAUGUCUAAUACAACCAGAGAGAAGAGGGUUGCUUCUGCCCCUUCAUAUGAGUUGGAUAUCUCAAAUUCCCCAAAUAAAUAUCUUACAGAUUACUCUUCAGCGGUUAAGCAAUGGUCUGAGGUUAUCCAAAAGCACCUCCCCCUUGCUUUAUGCCAUGGUGCACCUGUGGUGAGGGUUGCAGCAUUUAAUUGUUUUGCCGGAUUGACUUCCUCAGUAUUUUCUAUGCUGAACGAUGAUAUGCAAGAAGCAAUUAUAUCUUCUGCUGUUUCAGCAGCACUAGGCGAUGAGGUUCCAUCCAUCAAAUCAGCUGCUUGUCGAGCAAUUGGUGUUCUGGCAUCUUUCUCACGAAUUGUUUAUAAUGGAUGUUUGCUGAAUAAACUUAUUCGUGCAGCCGAGUUUAACACCCAUGAUUCUACAGUCUCGGUGCGUAUAACUGCUUCCUGGGCAUUAGCUAAUAUUUGUGAUUCUCUUCGUUAUAGAGCAAUUGAGCUGCAAUUAGAGUUAAGCACAGAUGAUACGGGUGGAUUUGAAGCACUCUCUCUUAUUGUUGAAACUGCUUUGCAAUUGACAAAAGAUGGUGAUAAGAUCAAAUCAAAUGCUGUGAGGGCUCUUGGGCAUAUAUCAAGGUUUCUGAGUUUCAACUGUUACUCUACGCCAAAUGAAGUGAUCAUGACUCCCAAUGAGUCAUACCGUGCAGCUAAAAACCUUGAAUUCUCCACGACUAACUGCUGCAAGGAAAAUAGCUCACCAGUAUUUACAAGCAAUGGUUCUAGUAGUGCUAAGUUUGGAGACCCUCGGUGGCUUGAAAGAAUGGUACAAGCCUUUCUUUCAUGUGUAACAACUGGAAAUGUAAAGGUUCAAUGGAAUGUUUGCCAUGCUUUGAGCAACUUGUUCCUGAAUAAUACAUUAAGGCUGCAUGAUAUGCACUGAUUAUGGAAGCUCAUUUUCUGAUGUCGUUCAAGGGCUGGAGCAGGUACUAGAAUCUUUAGGUUCACACCACUCAGUGAUGCCAUCAAGUUUCAAAUACAAGGACAAUCUUGAGAAGCAGUUGAAUCUGACCACCUUACAUGUCCUUGGAUUUGUUUCAUUAGAGGAUGGUCCGCUUCUUAAAGAUUUUCUUCUCAAGAAAGCGUAUUUUUUUGAGGGCUGGCUCAAGUUUCUGUGCUCAUCUUUAGUGGAAAGUCAAGAUCAAUCCUCAUCGAGCACGGUUGACCAAUCUGAUGAGUAUGCUCCAUAUUUGCCGAAGAAAGCAAUGGUGCACGCAGCACUCAAGUCCUUAUAUGACAUCUACAAGUGCAACAAACAUCAUGACAUUGCGGAAAGAUUUGUGCAAUUAAUCGGCAAGUAUUUUUGACAUUUAUUCUUUUUCUUGCCGUAAUUGCAAGCUUUCCAUAUUUAAUGAUAUUUAUCGCACUCAUAAGCAAUGUGAUCUGAAGAAAAAAAAAAAAACAUCUAGUGCUUGCCAAGUCUUUAAAGAUGGUAGUUUUUUAGUUUUCUGUACUUAUUUUUUAAUUACAGUUUCUGGUUGGCUUUGUAGCUUACAGGUCAGCAUAUUUUAUUCCUGAAAAUGCUAAAUUUAUUUGAGUUAUAAUUUUUUCCCAAUUGGGAACCCA